AUGCCCACAGUAAUUUUAUUGGACGUUUCCCUUUCAAUGUCUAGGCCUUUACCUAACAGUGAUUCUACUGAGACUCAUACUCGAUUUACACUAGCUACCGCUGCUAUAAACACAUUUUUAGACUAUUUAUGUGUCCAUGCUAAACUGGAAUAUGUAGCGUUAGUAACAUUUUCAUCAUUAUGUGAAGUUUCAGUUCCAUUUACUCGAGAAUUUGACAAUAUUCGUGUUAAAUUGCCUACGUUGGAAGAAGGUGAUAAAACAUGCAUAGAAACUGCUCUUCAUGGAGUUAACCAGCUUGUUUUGAAUGAGUGGGGUUAUCAGACAGCAGUGCAAAUAAUACUGAUCACUGAUGGUAGCUGUGGUGUGGGUUCUAUUGGAAGGAAUAGGAUUAUUAAAGCAUUGCCACUUCCCCCGACAUACCCUGGCAAAAUUCAUGUGUUACCAAUUGCUUCCCCUCAUGAUACAUCAUUACAACAUGCGAUGCCACUUUAUCAGAAAAUAGUUGACUUGGCAAGCAAUUCUGUGAAUAAUACAAAUGUAACGAUAUCUAGAGGAUCAAUAUAUUGUCCUGAUCAACUUAAUGUACCUGGUGUAAUUGCUGCUAUGACUCGUCUUUGUGAACAACACUAUCAGGAGUUCUGGUGCACCCUCAAAUGUGGGCAGUUGGAGACUAGAGUUCAAUUGUUCCCAGCCCCUCAGCCUGCCUCACAGGACUGUCUCGGAGCCACAUACACCCUGUCCAACCAGUUACAUGUUAUCGGAUUCUUAACACAACAAGAUUUAGGUACCCCGAUAGCAAUAAGCAAGCAUCUUGUUAUACCACAAGCUCAAGUUGGUAGUAAUGCUCCGCAUCGUGAAAACUAUGAUCCUAAAACACCCACAAAGGAAAGUAGCAGUUCUGAAGGCACUUCUACCGAUGAUGAUAUGUCCGACCCGAGCAAAGUUCCCAACUUCUGUGUUCUACUACAUGGUGCUCUUAAGGUUGAAGGUAUGUCAGCAAUAGUUCAGUUGGGUGUUGACUGGUGGGGAACUUUAUCAGCUUGGUGUGAGGUAUCCCGUGCUAGAAGAUCCUGUCUUCUGCUAAGUGUAAUGCGUCCUAGCGCUUCAGCCGCGCCAUGGCUUGGUCCCUUAGAUCAGUUGGGACCCUCUGAAGAUAAUAGCACCUCAACGGAAACAUUUCCCGUUCGUUCAUGGCGAUCAUACAGCGGCGGUUCCGGCUACGCCUGGGCGAGACCACACACAUUGUUGGCGGACGUUCAAAAAGUAUUGCGACAUGCUAGGAAAUUACCCGAUAAGACUCAACAUUUGUAUAAGGAAUUAAAUCGUCUUCGUAGAGCAGCCAUCUCACUCGGCUUCUCAGAGUUACUCACAUGUGUGAGCACGGCCUUAGAACGUGAAUGUACAACGCUUCCCCCCACUGCCCCACCAGAAUGUGCUUUACAACUGGCUCACGCUGCCGCCGCCCUAAGAGACCCCAGAACUGCGUUAGACGUGAAACAUAGUUUACAACCUCUGGAUGCCAACUUUACUGUAACAUCUAUGUCGCAUUAA
This is a messenger RNA of Danaus chrysippus (African queen), 1551 nucleotides long. The record is from the annotation of a GenBank genome assembly. Lineage: Eukaryota; Metazoa; Arthropoda; Insecta; Lepidoptera; Nymphalidae.